CCUCACUACACCGUUAGCAGGUCGGACACUUGUGUCUUUGGUUGAUACCACAGUCUGGAGAAUAAAGUUGUAAUGCUCGAAAGAAAGGGCCAGGCAUGAGUGGAGCACACCUGGACGAAUGGCAGAGGAGGUCCUUUGACAUUUCAUCUGGCAACUGUACACCUGAACAGACGGCCGAUGCCUACCGGGCCCACGUCCUCUCCAUUCAGUAUGCAUGGGCAAGCUCCCAGCUCUCUCAGGCCGGCACGGCCAGCCUGCUCAGGACCUACUCGGAGCGCUACGCCUCGGUGCUGGACUCGGAUGACCCCCGCACGGGGCUCAACAACUACGCGGAGAGCGCGCUGCAUCUGGCCCGCAGUCAGAGGAACUACAGUGACAAAUGGGAGUCGUCGCUGACCACGGAGAGUGUGCUGGAGCUGCCCUGCGUGCAGAGGAUGUUUCAGGCAGGGACAGGGGGAGGAGGCUCCCUCGUGGCACCAGGAGAUGUUAACAUAACUGUGGGAGGAGAGGGCAGGUUACUAACUAAUAUGACUGUUGAGAGGCCAAUAGGCUCUGAGGGGAUUUCGGGUAAUCCAAACUCGUUGUCCCGACCUCAAGCCCGACUGCAGUCAAUGUUUAGUCAUUCUUCUCCAGUUCCUCCACAGGGAAACCCUGGUCCUUCAGGGGGGCCACGGAACUCUCAGUCCUCCUUCUUCCCCAUCUCCAACCCGUCUAAGCGGAAGAAUUUUUACAACCCAGAUGGAGGGGAUGGUGGCAGGGGGCAACACAGAGGUCAAGGGGGCACUGACCCACGAGCUGGAGGCAACUUCAAAACAGCUCGCGAGCAGUUCAUUGUGGAUCAACAGAAGAAACACUCCAAUCAGCCCCAGAGGGGUCAGACCACGGGGAUGGCAGCAACUUUGAAGAAAUCUCUGGGUGCUAACAGGCCCCGAGGUACAUUUUCUAAAUUUGUGUCACCCAUUCCGCGACAGGAGGAGGAAGAUGGAGGGGCGAGCCAUAGUUCCAACCAGGAGCCUCAGAUCCUGGAUGAGCGUCUGAAAAACUUUGAGCCAAAGAUAAUCGAGCUGAUCAUGAGCGAGAUCAUGGACCACGGGCCUCCCGUCAGCUGGGAUGACAUAGCGGGCCUGGAGUUUGCCAAGACCACCAUAAAGGAGAUUGUGGUUUGGCCCAUGUUGCGACCCGACAUCUUUACUGGCCUCCGUGGUCCAUCCAGAGGCAUCCUGUUGUUUGGACCCCCGGGGACCGGGAAAACUCUGAUUGGUAAAUGCAUAGCUUGUCAGUCGGGCGCCACCUUCUUCAGCAUCAGCGCUUCAUCGCUCACAUCCAAGUGGGUGGGCGAGGGAGAGAAAAUGGUGCGAGCCCUGUUUGCCAUUGCCCGCUGUCACCAGCCCGCUGUCAUUUUCAUUGAUGAAAUCGACUCGCUGUUGUCCCAGCGGACAGACGGGGAGCACGACUCGUCGCGUAGGAUAAAGACGGAGUUCUUGGUUCAGCUGGACGGGGCGGCAACGGCCGCCGAGGAACGCAUCCUGGUGGUGGGCGCCACCAACCGUCCUCAAGAGAUAGACGAGGCUGCCCGGCGACGCCUGGCAAAGAGGUUAUACAUCCCCCUGCCCGUGGCAGCCGCCCGUUGGCAGAUAGUAACGAACCUCAUGACUCAGGAGAGGAACCAGCUGAGGGAGCAAGAGCUGGAGAGCGUGGUGACAGCCACCGAGGGCUUCUCUGGGGCUGACAUGACUCAGCUGUGUCGAGAGGCAGCGCUGGGGCCCAUCCGCAGCAUCCAGGUCAGUGACAUCACCACUAUCACUGCAGAUCAGGUGCGAGCAAUCCUCUACUGUGACUUCCAGGAGGCCCUGAAGACGGUACGACCCAGCGUCUCGUCGAAAGACCUGGAGCAGUAUGAAGACUGGAAUAAGACUUUUGGAUGUGGACGUUAAGCGGGGCUCCUGGUCCCGGUCUGUUUAACUUAUGGGUGUUGAACUGAGUUGGGAAAAAACUUUCAACUUGUGGAGGAAUCUAGAGAUUUCCAAUAUUUUCCUUGUUGCACAUGAAGCACAUAGCAUGGGUGAACGAAAUAGCAGGAGCACCUGACAAAAAAAGAGAGAGUGAAAUAAUUUUCUGUCUGGAGAAAUCACUCUGCUCGUUAUGCAUUCAAAAGAUUUUCAUAAGUUUGUAUGAGCCGGACUGUUUUAUUUGGAUGUUCACUUUACUGUUGCGUUGUGGUUUGGUGUAAGCAUUGGGCACCAUGUUGUGUGCUUGAACUGUGUUUCAAAUGAAUCCGUUUAAAUUGCUUUAAUUGCAUUG
Messenger RNA from Anarrhichthys ocellatus (wolf-eel), 2301 nucleotides. It is a transcript of the gene fignl1, whose product is annotated as fidgetin-like 1. NCBI's taxonomy places the organism in Eukaryota, Metazoa, Chordata, Actinopteri, Perciformes, Anarhichadidae. The record is from RefSeq and is a predicted model, not a curated record. Gene Ontology annotation, molecular function: ATP binding; ATP hydrolysis activity; microtubule severing ATPase activity. The coding region runs from base 96 to 1934 and encodes 612 amino acids. The transcript is spliced from 2 exons.